UUUCUGUAUGAACAUAAAACAUCCUUAGCAGAUUAAAAUUCCUAAGCCCAAAGUAUUUGUAAUUGAGCCCUUAAGCACCAGCUCGUUCAGAUCCGCCGUCGGCCAUACUUGCGUUGACGGCACGUACCUAGGACGAACAAAGCUCGAUUGAUCUUUCAACAUCUUCAAUUUUACUGCGCUGAUUGGGAAUUACCCGUUGAAAUAGUGAUUGAGAUCCUGGUGAGACUUCCGGUGAAAUCUCUUAUGCAAUAUAAAUGUGUGUGCAAAUUCUUUCAUAAUCAGAUCAAGAACAACCACCACUUUAUGCGCAAAUUCCAUGAGGUAAAUAGAGGAAAAUACGAUUGUGCUGUUGUUGAGUUUAAAGCUGAAUAUGGGCGCCCGAAUAAUGUAUUAGGGUUGCUUCUCAAAGAGGUGGACUCUGAUGAGAUCGAGUUGAAGUAUCUAUACAUUCCGGGUUGUAGGGUAAGUUUUUUGACUUGUUGUCAAGGAAUGUUAUGCUUGGUUUUGAGCAAGUCUGGUGAUAGUGUGACCCACACGGGUCUAGCCUCCCCGUUAACGGGCUAUGAUGUUCUGAUAUGGAACCCUUUCAUACGAGAAAUCAAGCAACUGCCCUCUGUUCGGGUUCCAGCAGCAGCCCAAGAACUCGUCCGUGGUAAAUAUGGAUAUGAAUUUCAUUUGAAUCGAGCGUUCGGUUUCGGGAUGUGUAACCGUAGCAUGGCUUGGAAGGCCGUAAUGCUAUGGAAUUAUGUCGGCAACUUCGGCAAAAACGAGAAAUUUCAAGUCGCAAUGGUUUGCAGCCAAAGGGUGGGUGAUGGUUCGUGGAGUUGGAAACAAAUUGAUGUGGUUCCAAAUCUUGUUGUGUGGGAUAAAGAAGGUUGUUAUGCAAAAGGGAGGUAUUACUGGCGGGUAUUGGAUGACUGCGAUCGUAAUGCUGUGAUUCGUUAUCAGGGUUGGACUAAAAAUUGCUGGGAUAUAUGGUUAAUGAGUGGGAGUGGCGUCAACGGUGAUGUUGAAUGGAAUAAACUAGUGAACAUAGAAUAUGGUGCAAGCAUAGACAGGCAUGAAUAUUUGAAGCCACCAGUGCAAUCCUGCAAGGCUUGGAAGGAAUGUUUUGUCCCACUCGGGGUGUGGAAUCAUCAGGGAGGAGAUGGUCGUCGUCAUUCUCAUUUGGUUGCCAUUCCAUUUCAAAAUAUUUUAUGUCGUUACUCCGUAAACGGUUGUCCUCGCGAAGGAAACAAUCCUAUGCAUUAUCUAGUUUGCAUUGAUCUUGGAACUCAAGAGAUGAAGUGGGUUUAUUUAACUCCAGGAAAGAAGAUCAUUAAAAUUGUUUCCACUUCAGCGGGGGGGUCGUAUGUUCAAGUUUGCACGGAUACUGAUCAUAUUAACACAGUCCUUGAUAGCGAUUUCAAAAUUCCUCAUCAUGUUGCCUCCUCUCGAACAUACCAAGCAAGUUUGGAAUUCAUUCCAUAACAAAAAACUUGCAUCUAUCUAUCUGUCUUAUUUCGAACUCUUCUUCCAUCUUGUUGCACUUACAUAUGGUUCUACUUUCACUUGGUUUUGAGCAAGUAGUAAUCAGUCUUGUGAAUUCGUUUUAGUGUAGUCUUCAACUGUGUCUAUGUAAUUAAGUCAUUGCCUUUACUUGUAUCUUCGUUUUCUUCAUCAUUAUAUUCUAUAACAGUUUUACUGGUUUUGUAUACUGCGUAGUUUUUAUAAUAUUACUAUUAUCACUAUUA
This is a messenger RNA of Cuscuta epithymum, 1733 nucleotides long. Lineage: Eukaryota; Viridiplantae; Streptophyta; Magnoliopsida; Solanales; Convolvulaceae. The record is from the annotation of a GenBank genome assembly.